ACCUGUCGAAAUCGUAUUUCAGCAGGUUCGCCACCGAGAUGCCAGCUGUGUUGUAGCACACAAAUGCAAUGUUCUUUGCCGCAUGGUUAUCACGGAGAAAGCGUGACCACACAUAUCCGACGUGCUCAUCGGGGGUCUCGUUACCGCGAAUCUCGGUAGUCUUCCCAAGCGACUCAAUGUUUGCAUAGGUCUCGGGCUGCCCGUCUGCCGCAACAAUGUUCUCAUUUGGGUUCAUGACCAGCACGCCAUACCCCUGGGCAUGCAGCGCCUGGAUGUACGGGAUCAGGCUGCCAGCGCGCAGCCCUUCUUUUACCAGCACGUUCCACGCCCAGACCCCCGGGCGCGGGCCAUGGCCAGUGCAGAGGACCACCAGAUUGGCGCACUCGAGGGCGCCGGGUGUGAUAAAAAUACUGGUGUGCGCAAGCGAUUCUUCGGGCACGGCGAUCGCCUGCAUACCGAUUUCGUCGCUGGUAAGCAGCUCAGUGACAUGGCGGGAGGCGGCAUCUGCGAGCAUGUUGUAGAGCUUGAGGUUGCGUUUCUUGUUGCCUGGGUAUACCUCAAAUUCGUAGCGCCCGCCGGUGGUGGUGUUGAGCAGAGUGCCGUUGGUCGAGUCAAAGGCAUAGCCGAGCUCGGAGAGCGUCAGCCGUGCAUGUGUGACAGAUGCAGAUAUAUGGGGGCGAAUAAACAUGGUAAGGUGUUGCUUAUUGGGAAUGCAUUGAAGGCAUGGGCUGGUGGCGAAAAAAGACCAGGGACAUAAAUGGGAUGGAAGCAAUUGAGAUAAAUGGGACAAAAGAAAAACAAAGCAGGUGUCAGUAGAAAAGCUAGUCCUUCUUCUUGGUCUCCGACUGCGGGAUACGCAUGCUGACCGACCCAUCCUCGUUGCCGAACCACGCUUCGCAUGCCAUCCGGCUGAACACGCCAACCUCGACGACGCCAGGAACCAUCUU
This is a messenger RNA of Linderina pennispora, 947 nucleotides long. RefSeq lists its product as uncharacterized. Lineage: Eukaryota; Fungi; Kickxellomycota; Kickxellomycetes; Kickxellales; Kickxellaceae. The transcript has a single exon. Bases 260 to 757 code for a protein of 165 amino acids. The record is from RefSeq and is a predicted model, not a curated record.